AUGCGUCUCACAGCUAGUAAUGUUAUCCCUUUGUUGAAACAUGACCGCAAAGAAGAAGAGGAGGACAAUUCACCUUCCGGUGCUGAAUUGCGUCUUCCAAAAAGUAUAAAACCAGUCAGUUAUGAGCUGAGCCUGCAGACCUAUCUGCCUUCCUAUGUGGAUUUCCCGCCCGAGAAGGACUUCACCUUUGAUGCUGAUGUUGUAAUGAAACUGAAUGUCUUGGAAAGAGUGGACAAAAUAGUGCUUAAUAUGAGGAAUAUUACAAUUCACAAGGACAGAUGUUAUUUAACUGUGGCCCCAGCAUUGUUUCCAACCAUCUCUGUCGCUAGCGUCAUCCAUAAUGUUGGCAUUGAACUGCGGCGGCGACGAUUGCGAUGUCCAGAUCUAUCAAUCGUCACGGCUGAGAACUGA
Molecule: messenger RNA, 411 nt
Organism: Strongylus vulgaris
Lineage: Eukaryota; Metazoa; Nematoda; Chromadorea; Rhabditida; Strongylidae
Source: the annotation of a GenBank genome assembly